GCAUGCUGUCAUCCCGCCCAGUCCGAAGCAUCUGGCCAGCACAACACGAAUCCUCCUUUCAGUUGAUUUUCUAAGUGAUUCGGGGCCUGUUGCAACUUUCCGGUCAUCACUGAAGCCCACCAGACAAGUCAGUUGAAGAGAGUUAGAAAUGUCUCUGCCAGCGGAUAACAUUAAAGUGUGUGUUGUGGGAUCGGGAAACUGGGGAUCAGCUAUUGCCAAAAUAGUCGGACACAAUGCAGCCAAAUUGCCAAAUUUCUGCGACAGGGUCACAAUGUACGUGUACGAGGAGAUGAUCGAUGGGAAGAAACUGACUGAGAUCAUCAAUGAGCAGCAUGAGAAUGUCAAGUAUCUUCCUGGUCACAAAUUGCCGCCCAAUGUUGUCGCUGUUCCUGAUGUCGUGGAAGCUUCCAAAGAUGCAGAUAUCCUGAUCUUCGUAAUCCCUCACCAGUUUAUCCGGGGCUUGGCUGGCCAGAUGCUGGGCAAAAUCAAGCCAACAGCUGUUGGUCUAUCUCUUAUCAAGGGCUUCGACGUGGCUGAAGGUGGUGGAAUCGCUCUGAUUUCCCACAUUGUUACACGUUACCUCAAUAUCCCAUGUGCAGUUCUCAUGGGUGCCAAUCUGGCCAAUGAGGUGGCCGAGGAGAAAUUCUGUGAGACCACGAUAGGCUGCAAGGACAUGAAAAUUGCUCCUGUUCUUCGGGACAUCAUCCAAACUGAGUACUUCCGAGUGGUUGUGGUAGACGAUGAGGAUGCCGUUGAGAUUUGUGGAGCUCUCAAGAAUAUCGUUGCUUGUGGAGCGGGUUUUGUGGAUGGACUCAAAUUGGGAGACAAUACAAAGGCUGCCAUCAUUCGUUUGGGACUUAUGGAAAUGAUCAAAUUUGUGGAAGUCUUCUAUCCAGGAGCCAAAUUGUCGACUUUCUUUGAGAGUUGUGGUGUGGCUGAUUUAAUCACCACCUGCUACGGAGGUCGCAAUCGCAAAGUCUCUGAGGCCUUUGUCACUUCCGGGAAGACUAUUAAACAGCUUGAGGAUGAAAUGCUGAAUGGUCAGAAGUUGCAGGGUCCCAUUACGGCUGAGGAAGUGAAUUUCAUGCUGAAGAACAAGUCAAUGGAGGACAAGUUCCCCCUCUUCACGGCCAUCCAUCGAAUUUGCACGGGUGUUCUAAAGCCAAAGGAUAUCAUCGAUGCGAUACGCACUCAUCCAGAGCACAUGCCUCGUCCGCAAUAUGCCAAGCUCUAGAAAACAAUAUUGUUAAUGUAAUUAACAAGAUGAUUCCAAAAAAAAAAAUUGCCCUGCCAGACUGGACUGUGUAUUUGUUUGAUAUUUUUUUCCAUUUGAAAAAAAAUCUUGCACCUCCUUGUGUCUACUAAAAUAGUUUUUAAGGAGCACCAGCUUUUGUAUUUUAUACUUUUGUAAUGAUUUUUUCAUACAAGUUUUUUUUUAUUAAUGAAAUUUUGUGCAUUUUGUGAAGGAAAAUUGGGUGAAUUGUGUUUUGGUAAUUCUUUGUUUUCUUUCUUCUUCUAAUUUAUUCACAGGCAAACAUUUGGUGCCAAGUAAAAAUCAAUAUAGAUUUACUUUGAGACAGUGUUAGAUAUUUUUUUUUGGGAGAAGAAAUAAAGAAAAAUUGUUUGAGUUGAAUAAAA
Phlebotomus papatasi is the source of this 1638-nucleotide messenger RNA. It is a transcript of the gene Gpdh1, whose product is annotated as glycerol-3-phosphate dehydrogenase [NAD(+)], cytoplasmic. Lineage: Eukaryota; Metazoa; Arthropoda; Insecta; Diptera; Psychodidae. The coding region runs from base 149 to 1234 and encodes 361 amino acids. The transcript is spliced from 6 exons. The record is from RefSeq and is a predicted model, not a curated record. Gene Ontology annotation, molecular function: glycerol-3-phosphate dehydrogenase [NAD(P)+] activity; NAD binding; protein homodimerization activity. Gene Ontology annotation, cellular component: cytosol; glycerol-3-phosphate dehydrogenase (FAD) complex. Gene Ontology annotation, biological process: glycerol-3-phosphate catabolic process; carbohydrate metabolic process.